CGAGUGUAAAUAAAAAAUCAGCGAAGUAGGUGGUUUAGCCCCACACGUGAACCCGCCACCGUCUCUGCCACCACCAGAGCUCACCGGCAGAACUCUCACCGCGGACCACAGUCAGUUGCACCUGACACGCCGACAUCGUCACCACCACGCGAACAGUGAACUAUUGUGAUUCGACAUCGAAAUCUCAUAAAUUUCGAUUUCAAGUAUUCUGUAUUUUUGUUAUUCUGUGUGAGUGGCGCGGAGCAUGAGACCAGAUUCAUUCUGAAUUACGACCAGGAAUACUUUAGACGAUGGCUCCCGUAAGCCCAAUACGGACUUGCGCCAUUUUGUGGCUGUUCUGCGCAAUAGCCAUCAGAGCGGAUCAUGGCGACAACUCGACCACAACCACGACCAAAACGAUCCGAACGACCCUCCUGCCUUCACGGACCACACGCACAGAACUGAAGGUUUCCAGAAGUCUGAACCCUCAUGAAACCCAGACCCUAAAUGUGAGGUCCAAGUCGGGUCAUGUGACACAAUUAAUUGUCAAGAAAAAAGAUGGCAAAUCGACGACACAGGGCCCCAGUACGACACCAGUACCUACAACUAUGUCGGUCAGAACUACCCUCACAACUUCAAAGGCAAACAUAACAAAUGAAAAUAAAAACAAAACCGAGUCAAGAGAUCAAAGAAAACUUAAUUUUGGAACAGUCAGUAGCGACCUAGCUGGCUUUGAUUAUUAUCUUAACAGACAUAAGCAUGACGACUUUGCUGAUGUUAAAGCUGAAUACGGGAACUGGUCCCCUGUUUCCGUCUACCCUGAAUCACAUAUCCAAGAGGACGGUGGGAAACCAGAGUCCGACCCAGAAACUUAUAAUUACUAUCCAACUUACGAUAACGAAAAGCAAACGGAGAACAAAAAAGUUUAUAUAACAUCGAAGAGUUACACGGACUACAGCGGUCCUAUUAAGAGCUACAGGUUCGAUCCUUACAACCCAGUUAUAAAGAAUGACAGAAACCCCGUCUACAUAGAAGUUGUUAGUACUAAGGUGUCCGACGAAGAUACGAAACCGAUCAAAGUUCCUGACCCAGUAGUAAUAAGCUCUGAGCCCAUGUAUUUAAAGAAAGCUAUCGACAAAUACAAUAAUAAACGCGGCAGAUCCAUUCUUACUUUGGGUGAUGAUGGUAUUCCAGAAAUACAAGGAAUAAGAAUGCCAGACGAUGAAUCAGACAAAAAAACAUGGAGAAAUGCAAGGGUAGUUAACGGGGAAUUGAUACCCUACCCCGAAGGUUACACACCGCCGCGAGCUAUCCCCGAGGCUGACGUUUACCCUGAUAUAGCGGCAGAAGAACCAUCACAAAACUUGGGACCAUUUACGAAGGAAGACAAUUUUGAACCAGUAGAUGGUCCUUUUACAAAGUUUGAUAACAUGAAAUUUGAAAAUCAGGACUUUAUUCCCAGCUACUCAUACAAGCCAAAAGAAGAACAUCACUUUGUUAAAACUGGAUACGGUCCAUUCACGAAAGCUGACAACUCAAAGGUUGCUAAUUCCAAACUGAUCGAGUACAUCAAACAAAUAAAUGAACAGGAAUCUAAACGGGAUUACUUUAGUGGAAGAAGCUCAAGAGCUCAUAACGGCGACUUGGACUACGCUGAGAGUCACAUUCAACGAAGAAUGUUACAACACCCAGGAGAAGCCAACUUCCCAAACUCACUCAUGUACACUCCGAAUGACGCCAAACCUGAUUUCGAUGAAAGUGUAAGAAAUCCUGUACUGCAAUAUGCUCAUCCGGAACUUGGAGUUCAGCCUGCCAAAGCUGGCAGAGAUAACGCCGAAAACUACGACAAUAAGGAACGAAAAGUAAAGUAUUACACGAACGUUCCAAAGAGCGCUCAUCCUUAUCCGAUGGAACCCAUCAACGGAUACAAUCAACAGCGCAGCCAAAACACAGGGAUCAGCGCCAACAGGUACUAUGAGGAUGAAUAUAAUAAGUUUUCAUAUUACGAUCACUCUCACAACAAGUAUCCUUACGGUUACGGCUACGUCAAACGUGCUCCUGAACCGUCAUUCUGGCAAAGAAUUACCGAUUCAAUGAAAGAUACCAUCAAUACUGCAAGCCAAACGGUGCAUCAGUUUACGAGGCCGCUUAUCGACCCAAUAGCGAGAGUCACGCAGCCCGUUUUGGAUCCCAUAGUUGAAGCCACCCAUAAAAUAUCUCAUAAUUUGGGACUUUACCCUUCGAAUUCUAUUCAAAGUCAAAGAUACGCUCAAGAUAAAAUUGGAGUAGCCGCAGCAGCCGGAGCGCCCGCCAUGCUACCGGCUUUAGGUUUAAUGGCUGGUGGUGCUGCGCUCGGAUUAGGCGCAGUGGCCGUCGGUAAACUUCUCGACGUCAACAUCAUGCGCAGUGCGGGAGAAGACACACAAGACGAUCUCGAGAAAGAACACAAGAGAGCAUUCAUCAACGCGCCAUAUGAUAUCGAUAGAAAAAUAUUAAGCAGACAGAAGUUUUACGACGACAACUACAAAAUGCCGAGCGAAAACGUGUAUGUGGUGAUGUCACCAGAAGACAGUGAUGUGAGUCGAUCGAAAAGGAACACGGUGACCUAUUACAAUCCUUAUCAAAACUUUGUAAGGAGGAGACGGAGUGUUAAAAGAUCUCUAGGAGACGACACGUCGGGUGAUUUACAACAUUUGGAAAGCAUUUCCAGUUCUUCGAGCCUGACCUCCGCAGCCCUGGAGCUGGUCAAACAGACGGACUGGAGGGACUCACAGUGCGCAAAGUUUACGUUCUGUAAAGUGUUAACCUCGCAAUCCUCUGACUCCCUGUUUGGUAUGGAGAAGAAAAUGGAAUCUCUUCUCAAAAUGAUAUCUCGCGGGAACGCGGCGGGAGCGGCCGCAGUGGCCCACCAGCUCGGGGACGUGAUGUCGGCCAGCAGAGAUCACGACUGUUACAGAUUCCAUUGCGAUUCCAUCUGAUACUUCACCCUACCAGUCCAGACCAGUCUAUAAGUACAAAGUGUCUCGACGGACGCGUCUGAAGGGCCAGAGACAAGUAUUAGAGUUAACAUGUCAGCAGGAUUUGAACGUGCGCGCUUUAUCAAUAUGGUAUUUUUGUGAUAAAAAAUACUCGGCGAUAAAGCCGCAGGCACACAUUUAUUUAUCUUAAUGACGUAGAAAUACUUCGAUAUUCUAAGUUUUUAUGAUUUUAUUAGGUUUUAUCGAUAUUAAAGUAUUAGCUAACAUAACACAUGAUGGUAAUUAAUAAUAUUGUGUUUUUGAGAUAUAGCUCAGACGUUGUAAGAAAAAGAUAGUUAUAUUUUUACAAUGUCGUCUCGAUGAAGGAAACCGUUGCUUCAACGUCUCAUAUGACUAAACAAUGCGAGUGUUGUGAAUCUAUUUAUUCAACUUAUUUAUUUAAACCGUUUGUAGAUCAAACUAUAAUUUAUUUUAAUUAUUACUCUCGCGCUGUAAGUUGUAAAUACGCUUGGACCAAUUGUAAAUUAUUUAUUUAUUAAUAAUAAAAAUUGUAAUAACAAUA
Danaus plexippus (monarch butterfly) is the source of this 3519-nucleotide messenger RNA. RefSeq lists its product as uncharacterized. The record is from RefSeq and is a predicted model, not a curated record. Lineage: Eukaryota; Metazoa; Arthropoda; Insecta; Lepidoptera; Nymphalidae. The transcript is spliced from 3 exons. The coding region runs from base 291 to 2957 and encodes 888 amino acids.